AUGUACUUUGGUGCAAUAAUAUUACCACUAUUUGCUACAUUUUGUUUGGCGCAAAAUGCAUUCUUUCGUGAAGGGGAUUAUCGUCAACUCUAUCCAUUGCUAUCAAUUGUUAUUCGUUUGGAAAAUCAUGCCCAUGCAUUGCCAUAUUUUUUUGGUUUAAUAGAAAAUCUUGAUUAUCCAAAGGAUCAAAUAUUAAUUGAUAUAUAUAUGGGAGCACAUAUUGAUGCAACUUUUUCAAAAACCAAACAGUGGGCAAAUGAUGCAAAGAAGCAUUAUCGUUCAAUUUUUCUUACUGAUGAUGCAAAAAAUUGGCAAGAAGAAGCAUUAAUGAAAGCAAGAAGCAGUCAAGCAAAAUAUGUGCUCUAUCUAAAGGGUGAUCAUUUGUUAACGGAUCAUAGAAUUCUUCAGACGUUGAUGCGAAAAAAGAAAUUAGCUAUUGCUCCUCUUCUUUUUGCACCAUAUGGUGAUCCACCUACAGUUUUCAUAUCUGAAGAUUAUAACAAUCGAAGAGAAAUAUCUGUUGUUGAAGUUAAUAUGGUCCCAGAACCGUUACUGUUAAAUUUGGCACACAGUGAUUCGUCAUUUUUAACAUUUUCUUCCGGAAAUUUGUAUGCUUAUUCUGAAAGCGAUUCUAAAGAACCAAAUGCUGUGUUUGAGAAUUCAGCAUCUCGGAUGAAUAUACCAUUUUUUUUGGAUAAUGAAUAUUUUUAUGGAUAUUUUUUCAAUCAUUCAUUACGUUCAUUGGAUUAUCAACGAAAAGCGCUUCGUUAUCUGUUAGCCGACUGGAUUGCUAAUAGUGGUCUAAUGCCAAUUGUACACUCAUCAUUUCUCAAAGUCACUUAUCCAAGACCAUCGCUUUUUGGUGUUAAUAAAAUUUAUGUUAUCAAUCUUGAACGAAGGAACGAAAGAAAAGCUAAAAUGAUGGAAUUAUUAAAACUAAUGGGUUUUGAAUAUACAUGGUGGAAAGCGACAGAUGGUCAUCACUUGGAUUUGGAACCACUAUACAAAGAGGUUAAAUUUUUGCCUGGAUAUGAGGAUCCGUACUACAAAAGACCGAUGAAAGCGGGAGAAGUCGGUUGUUUCUUGAGCCAUUAUCGCAUAUGGCAAGAAGUUGAUGAAAAAAAAUUGGAUCGUGUAAUUAUAUUCGAAGAUGAUUUGCGUUUUGUAGUUAAUUCGACAAUUCUUCUAAAAGAACUUAUUGAAGAUAUUGAUAGUAUCGAAAUUGAAUGGGAUUUGAUAUAUUUGGGCAGGAAACGAUUAGAAGGUGCAGAUGAAAAUUGGGUGCCUGGUCAUCGACAUCUGAGCACUGUUGAUUAUUCAUAUUGGACACUUGGUUAUGUCUUAUCAUUAAAUGGUGCUCGAAAAUUACUUGCUGGCAAUCCUUUGAAAAAACUUCUACCAGUGGAUGAAUAUAUUCCAAUUAUGUUUAAUAAGCAUCCAAAUACAACAUGGUCAAAUGCAUUUCCACAUCGUAAUUUAAUUGCUUAUACGAUUUAUCCAACCAUUGUUGUUCCAGAAAGAUACACAUAUCAACAUGGUUACUUUAGCGAUACAGAGGAUUCGGAUAUUGUUAAUAUAGAAAGUGCAACUUGGACACCCGAGAAAACAAAUAAAGAUGAAUUAUAA
This is a messenger RNA of Brugia malayi, 1626 nucleotides long. RefSeq names its product LPS glycosyltransferase family protein. The transcript is spliced from 8 exons. The coding region runs from base 1 to 1626 and encodes 541 amino acids. NCBI's taxonomy places the organism in Eukaryota, Metazoa, Nematoda, Chromadorea, Rhabditida, Onchocercidae. Gene Ontology annotation, molecular function: procollagen galactosyltransferase activity. The record is from RefSeq and is a predicted model, not a curated record.